GAAGAGGAGCUGGCACGCGCGCGCAUGCUCGCAACAGCUGAAGAAAGAUGGAAGACUGCGAGAGGAGACGGAGCGCAGCACAUCCCGCAGCGGCCAGAGCCCGGAGCUGAUGCACUCCUGGAGGUGCCUUAGGACCCAGUCACUGCCCAGGACACUGACAGCAUCAUGGAGGAGAAGGAGGCACCCACUCCUCCUGAUACCCAAAGGACCCACACCCACAGACGCACAGAGGCUCCAUACGAAAUGGAGGCGGAGCCCAGACCCCCGGCCCGAGUGGGGACCACCCGCUACCGUCGUCAGGGCGACACAGAGGCCCGGCUGAGAGCACAGCAGCACAGACAACAGAGAAGGCAGCAGAGAGAGGCCCAGCAGGAGCAGAGGAAUCAGGAGGACGAGAGGGAGCGAGAUGACUCUGCUCUAGCUCGAUCUGCAAGCACUGAGAGCGGCUUCCACACACACACAGACCGAGCUGAGGGAGACGACAGCCUGGUACAGAGCACAGAGCCUGAAGAUGAGAUCCCCAGAGCCUCUGCCUCUGCCCUGCCCCAAGACCCCUCUGCUGAGUACUCCAAGGUGCUGGGCUGCUCUGACUCUGAGGAGCUCAGAGAUGAGACCUAUUGUGAGCCCUAUGAAAUCUACUCCCCUUCAGAACACGUGUACGAGGAGAUCUGUGAGGCAGCAGGCUUUUCCAAUCACCUGCCCCAGAGACGAGCCAACUUCACACUGGAGGCCCAGUCAGACAGUGGGGACUACCAGCAUGCCGUGGGGUCCCGGCUUCACCACUAUGACGAACGCUCUGAUGGAGAAUCGGACAGUCCAGAGAAGGAGGCGGAAUUUGCCCCUUACCCCCGAGCAGACAGCGGCGACCUGGAGGAGGACGGAGAUAGCAUAACAGUGGAACUUCGAAUCAGUCUUAGCUCGCAAAGCUUAAAUUGUGCCAAAGAACUGCCCAGCAAUGAGGAGAAUGUCGUAAGCUCAGAAAUACCCCCAGACCAGAGUUCAGUCCCAGCAGAAGUGCACAAAGUAACCCCAGUGAUGCGGAGUUUACAAGAGAAGAAAGAUGCAAUAUCUCUGGCUAUAAAGGACAUAAGGGAAGCUAUAGAAGAGGUGAAGACACGCACAGUGAGGUCUCCGUACACUCCAGAUGAGCCCAAAGAGCCAGUUUGGGUCAUGAGGCAAGACCUGAGUCCCACUGCAGACUGUGAGCUGCAGCAACCACUAGAGGGCGAUUCUCCUCGCUCAGGAUCCCCCUCUCCUUCUGGAGCAGAGGGCUCCAGCAGCCAGCUCCUGCCUGAUGAAAGCCUGCAGACGCCCUCACCCAGAGAGGCCGGCAGGAGCAGGGUGUCCUUCCCCACGUAUGUAGAGGUCCCAGGCCCCUGUGACCCAGAGGACCUCAUUGAUGGCAUCAUUUUUGCUGCAAACUACCUGGGCUCCACUCAGCUGCUGUCAGACAAAACCCCUUCCAAGAAUGUGCGCAUGAUGCAGGCGCAGGAGGCUGUGAGUCGUAUCAAGGCAGCCCAGAAACAGGCCCAGAACAAGAAGAAGGCUACUGAAGAUGAGGCUCACAUGACAGAGGUGGACCUGUUCAUCUCCACUCAGAGAAUCAAAGUGCUCAAUGCAGACUCACAGGAUACUAUGAUGGACCACCCCCUGCGGACCAUCUCGUACAUCGCUGAUAUCGGGAACAUCGUGGUCCUGAUGGCGCGCAGAAGGAUGCCUCAGUCAGAGUCAGAGGAGAACGCAGAGGAGGACAGCAAACGCCAGUACAAGAUGAUCUGCCAUGUGUUUGAAUCAGAAGAUGCCCAGCUCAUUGCUCAGUCCAUUGGCCAGGCCUUCAGUGUGGCCUAUCAGGAGUUCCUAAGAGCCAAUGGCAUCAAUCCUGAAGAUCUGAGCCAGAAAGAAUACAGCGAUCUGCUCAACACCCAAGACAUGUACAACGAUGAUCUGGUCCACUUCUCCAAGUCUGAGAACUGUAAGGAUGUGAUAGUGGAGAAGGCCAAAGGAGAAAUCCUGGGGGUGGUGAUCGUGGAGAGCGGGUGGGGGUCCAUCCUGCCCACCGUCAUCGUGGCGAACAUGAUGCACGCGGGACCAGCCGAGAGGUCCGGGCGCCUCAACAUCGGAGACCAGAUCAUGUCCAUCAAUGGGACCAGUCUGGUGGGGUUGCCCCUGUCCACCUGCCAGAGCAUCAUCAAGGGUCUGAAGAACCAGUCUCGGGUGAAGCUGAACAUAGUGCGCUGUCCUCCUGUCACCACUGUCCUGAUCCGACGCCCCGACCUGCGCUACCAGCUGGGCUUCAGUGUCCAAAAUGGCAUCAUAUGCAGCCUUAUGCGAGGGGGCAUCGCUGAGCGGGGAGGGGUGCGAGUCGGUCAUCGUAUCAUUGAGAUCAACAGUCAGAGCGUGGUGGCUACUACGCAUGAGAAAAUAGUCCACAUCCUUUCAAACGCUGUUGGGGAGAUCCACAUGAAGACCAUGCCUGCAGCCAUGUACCGCCUCCUCACAGCUCAGGAGCAGCCCAUUUACAUCUGAGCCCUGGUUCUGUCUGCAGAGUCUCACCUCACCCACCUGGACUCCUCGAGGGACUGUGUGUGGACCCUAUCUGCCCCCCAAACGACCUCUCAUACCCCAGGCCUAACAAAAAGAUACCCCACGCAACUUCACUUGUAGCAAAUCAUCCUCCAGUACAGAAGUGUGUAGCGUAAUUCAACCAAGGUUUAAGAAAGAGUUCGGCCAAAAUAUUUGAGCUGGUGCGUGAAUAGUCUGAGUAUAUCUGAGUGGUAUGUGUGUAAAGGGAAAGGAUUGAGGAGGACCAUCUCUGAUUUUGUGUUAGCCCCAAAAGUUAUUUAGUUAAAGGUGCAUUGUGUAACUUUUUGUUGGAGGUCCGUCACCUGCUUGUUUUUCUGCCUAGAAUGUUCCACAGUAUGACAUUUUAACAAUUACUGAUUGUUUUCUAACUCAAAAAUACCUAGAAAACACAGGCAUUCUGACUGACUGAGUUUGCCUUUCCACAGCUCUGACCUGUAACUUGGUCUGGUUUGGUCUCCAUGAUGAUAGAAGGAUUUAAUGCCAUACUCUGAAAGCAAUAGCAUCUCCAGGAAGAAAAACAUUUGAUGGACCCUCCACCUGAAAAAUUACACAGUGCACCUUUAAAGGAGCUGUACCUGAUGUUUACCGUCUCAAAAAUGUAAAAAACUGAGUUUUUUAAAAGUUUGCAGCGGUCCGAAACGAUUCCUUAAACAUUCCCAGCAUUUAAUAAUUUACCACAAUUAGUUUAGAAGCACUUUUCACACAUUUCAGAGCCAGCGGGUACAGCCCUUUUAAUUUGUAAUUGCCACUUUGUCACUAUUUAAAGUAAUAUGAAAAUACUAUCUCUACCAUGUCACCAUGUUUUGUCACAGAAAACAAAGUCAAACAGUACAAAACAAUUGAUUAGAACUGAGUAUGCAGUCCAGUUGAAUGUUCUUGUAUUUUAUUUUUUAAGAAUCUCUGCUGUUUCUUUCAGGGCUAGUGUUAUGUUAUGGGAUGAUGAGUGGGAGAGACAUUAAGCAAAUUUUUGUAGCUGGGAAUCAAAUAAAUAGUGCAAUAAAAUAGUUUACCCAAUAGAAAGUGCAUGAAAACAGGAUCUGCCCACUGCUGAAAACAUUGCAGUGACAAGGGCCAUUAGAAAAGAGGUGUCUGAAAAUAGAGGUGACCACACACUCAUCUGCUGUGAUCAGAACCAGCAUUACCAAGAGCAGUAUUCAUUUAGUUUGACUUUAAUAUGAAUAGUUGUAUUUACGGUUACAACUAUGAAUUCAUUUGAUAAUCAGAAAACACAUCUGUAAAACACUUUUUAGGAUAAUUUUUGUAUGUCCAGUCUCGGUCCACUGAAGGUGCAGACUGUGAUGCCAGAUGACGUCUUUUUUCCAAUGUCUUCUGGGCGUCCAGUGUUGACGUUUGUUUUUCCUACAGAAAAGAGUGUGCCACUGUCUGUGUGAAUCUUCAUGUGUCAGUCUGUGGUUCAGUGGAUCUGACCGCUCAACCAAUGAUGUUUUAUAUCAAGAGUAGGAUUUGAACUACCAACCUUCAGAUCAGUGAACAAACACUCUACCAACUGAGCUACACUCCCACUCACCAGUGCUGCUCUUUUAGACCAUUUUUAUUUAACAUAUUUUGACUCAAAGGCCCGUAGAACUAUAAUAAUUUUUGAAUGAGUAGGCUGUAAUUUCCCAGAAAAUGCAUUUCCAAAUAAAUAACAUACGUAAAUACCUAAAUUAGUUAAUUAAACAGAUAACAAAAUAUCAUGUACUCAAAUAAAUAAUUUGUAAUAAAUGUUUAAUCACAAAUAAUAAAAAAUGAAUAUUAAUGAAUAAUAUUGAUAACAACAAUGUAGAUAUUUGUAACAAAAAAAAUUAAAUUAAAAAGAAAAAAAAGGUAUUAUAUUCAUUAAUAAUAAUGUCAUUUUCCUACUCCUGUGUUAGACAUCCUGAUGACGUCCAAAAAAGUCACCUAGUCGAGGGUUCAAAUGUAUAACUACAUACUGAUGUCCAAGUGGGCUCAGAGUUAGACUUCCAAAUAGUGAAUGUAAUUUGCCCGUCUAAGACGUCUAAUGUUUAGUGGGUAAAUGUCAAAAGAGAAUAAAUCAUGUCACAUUUUCACUAAUAAUACACUUGCAAAAAUUCUCUCUACAGAAGCUUUCAGCAAUCAAAUUUCAACUUUUAUUGGGUUAAAAAAAUCUAAAAAUAUAUCUGAAAAAUUUCAUUGUAAAAUAUGAACUUUUUGAUUACUAUAGUUAAUUAAUUGGAAAAAAUCAUCGCUGACUUGUUGACUUCUAAAAUAAUGGUUAGUGGCAGCCCUAGUCAUAUUUGAGAAAGACAUUCAAAAGCAUAUUUUAAAUACUAGAUACAGGACAAAGAAAAUAUUGUAGAAAAUGAGAAGUGGUGUGCGAGUAAGGACAGACUAUGGAAAUGAUGAGAAGCCCUUAUAUUAAAGUGAAUUAGAUAUGAUUUAUUUAUUGUAGAUAGACGAUUUCUGCUAUUAUGCUUAAGUCUUACUUACAUGGUGACAUGGUGGACCUAUACUCUCUUCUCUGAGCCUAGAUAAAGGAGUCCGUCUAUUUUCUCCUUUGGGCCGAUGGUGCGAUCCCGUCUACAGCCCACAGAGGGCGCUGCUGCUGCUGCUGUACUUCUGUGUGUACAUGUGUUUACUUGUGUUUGAACGUGCUGCACCUAUAUUCACACGCACUAGGAACACUGUGUAGUUUAUAGAGAUGUAAAGCUAUAUUCUUCUACUGUCCAGAGCUGCAUCCACCUUCCUGUGAACUCUGAGUCAUGUGACAGUGUCUUUGGCUGCUAUAGUAGAGAAUACUUGACAUAUAAACACUAUAUAAUGCUGCCUGUCCUGACAAAAACGCAAUGUGAACAGGGUUCGAAUGUAAAAGACGUGCUUGGACCAUGGGAGGAUCAGAGCCCUGUCUGAGCCUAAAGCACCAGAGGAGAGCCUUCUGAAUGUAACUUAUGUUGAUGUGAAAAACCAAACCCACGUUUGCAG
Molecule: messenger RNA, 5526 nt
Organism: Boleophthalmus pectinirostris (great blue-spotted mudskipper)
Lineage: Eukaryota; Metazoa; Chordata; Actinopteri; Gobiiformes; Gobiidae
Gene: apba1a
Product: amyloid beta (A4) precursor protein-binding, family A, member 1a
Exons: 14
Coding region: 166-2526 (786 amino acids)
Biological process (GO): chemical synaptic transmission
Cellular component (GO): cytoplasm; plasma membrane; dendritic spine
Molecular function (GO): amyloid-beta binding; protein binding
Source: RefSeq, a predicted model, not a curated record